AUGUACGCCUGGGCCGUCUGUGGACAUGCUGCUUGGGCUGGGGCUCUGACUUGCCCAGCCGCAGCACCGGCCGUGGCUGUCCAAUGGCCUGAUCUUGCACUUCGCUCUACGGCGUGGUGCAUGUCCUCGGUGAUGGGGCUCAUUGAUGCCCAGACCGAGCGCAAGGGCUUCUUUGUGCUGACCUUCGGGGCUAAGAUCGCGUACUGCGCGGCCUUCGUGUUCAUCCGAGCGGACGAGUACCACAAGACCCUGACCGACGUGCUGCGCAAGGUGAGCGUCUCCAACGUCGGCAUGAUCUCCAUCCUGCGCGGAAGCUUCGACAUCAUCCUCCCGUGCGUGCUGGAUGGGGCCGGGCGCUGCAAGCUGCCGCCCCAGAUCUCCGGGGACAUGGAGAAGUUGGAGAAGAUCUUGGGCUGCCACGUGGCGGGCGCCAACCUGAAGGACCUGCUGGCCGGAGAGGAGGACCGGGCCGAUUUCUCGGCCUACGUCCGCAACGUGGUGCGCCAGGCCGACAGCCCCCAAGCCUUCAGCGAGGCGACGCUGACCACCGGCGGCGUGUGGUCCUGCGGUGCGUCCAUGCCGCCCAUCGCGCAGGUCUUGCACAGCAAGAUGAAGGCCAAGGGCCCGCAGAUGAAUGCGACGCUGCACCUGUCCGUUGUGCCGCGCUCGGCCGUGAGCAUGGGAAAGGAGCGGCACCUGGUGGCGGCCAUCCAGUUCUCGGCGACGGUGCCGGAGGACAAGGAGGCGGAUCUGGGGACAGGCUUUGAGAGCUUCAAGCACGAUGAUGCCUACGCCUCCACGGGCGGCUCCACACAUCCCCCCACGGACUCCGGGUCUUCCGGCAUCGUGGCGAACCUGGCGGACCUCAACAAGCUCGGGGCGUCUGCUCUUCUGCACGGCUCGGUGGAGGCAAGCGACACGGGCUCCAUGUACUGGGGACCCUCCAUGGUCUCAGACGAGACCAUGUCGCACCUGGGGGCCUUCAUGGAAAAGCGCCUUGGAAAGGCCGGUGGCCUUCGAUGCUCGCAUCGUGGGAGCUUUGGGAGGGCACCACAAAGCAAGGCCCUGGGCGCGUUACAGCCAGCGCAUCGAGUUCCAGAAACGACUGCAACCAGCGAGCAUCACCGCAUGGGGCAGACCCUGGAGGGCCGCUUCCGCAUGAACUGCUCCACGGAGCCCUACCAAUUGGACAUCGAGGUGCUGCCCAAGGGCAGCAGCUGCCCGCCCCCUGCGAUCCCGUACAUCUUCAAGUUCCAGGACGGCCGUCUGCACCUCUGCGGCCCUGCGGACGGGCGCAUGCACCGGCCCAGCAACUUCGACGGCCCGGGCCUUUGCGUCAUGGACCGCGCGGGCGGAUUGACCACCAUGCCGACCAUGCCCAAGUCCGAUCGCCGCGAUCGCCUGGAGACCCGCAGCGUGCGCAGCGCCGGCGUCUUCGAGCCGGACCCCGAGUUCAGCCGCAACUCCACCGAGGACGGACCCAUGAUGCCAUGUCAGGAGCCACCCCAGAAGCCUGCCCAGAUCGCCCAGAUUGCCGAGAAGCCUGCCCAGAAGCUGAGUGGAGUGGUGAAGUGGGUGGAGGAGAAGCUCGGAUCGCCACGUCGCUUUGGAGAAGCCAUGCAGUGGGCGGCGUCAGCCGCCCUGUCCCUGACCAGCGUGAAUCCUAGCCAUGCGCAAGGCAUCGUUGAAGGCCUCAGUAGCACCGUCAGUGCCUCCUGCCAGUUUCAAGCUCCCUUCCAGCAGGCCAAACAUGUUUCCCAGAGCCGGUCCGCAGGUGCGCUGCUGCUGCUUGCGAGUGACAUCAAGCUUCCAUUGUGGAUCUUUGCCACGUUGCUGACGUGGGCCGUGUGCUGGUUUGCUGUCGCGCCGGUGUACUGCCAGGAUGAGCCGACCUGCGCCAAACAAUUGAAGACCUACCCGCGCUACUACCACCUUGUGUCUACCGCCGCUUUGAUUGCAAUGUGUGGGCAUGAGGUCAUGGGCUUGAUCGCCACCUACAUGGGAGCGCAGCAAACGCAAGCCUUGAUCCCGCACUUGAAGAGCCGGUGCCUGCCCAGUUUCCUGCUGGCACUGAUGUUCGGAGUGCUGGCCACGGCUGAGCGGGGCUUCUCGCGAUCUGAGUGGACCGUUGCGCAUGUGAUGCCCAGCGCCGUCGCCAGUAUACAAUUAUGCAGUACACGGAGGGGCAUCAACGUGCCCAUUCUUUCAUCUUGUCAAGCACAGCCUUGGCCGGCCCAUCUCCUCGAGAUCUCUCGCCCGCUGGUGGUGACCAACAUUUACGUGAUCUUUUGCUGGGCGGCCACUGCCACGGACUCAGGGCUCCUGGAAGUGGCUGCUGAUCGCGGUGUCAUUCGCCAUGUACGCCUGGGCCUCUGUGGACAUGCUGGGUUGGGUCAAGCGAGUUCGAGCUAUGGCGCUCGGGACUUGCCCAGUCAGCAGCAUCCGUACAUGUCCUCGGUGAUGGGGCUCAUUGAUGCCCAGACCGAGCUAAAGGGCUUCUUCGUGCUGACCUUCGGGGCUAAGAUCGCGUACUGCGCGGCCUUCGUGUUCAUCCGGAUGACGAGUACCACAAGACCUGACCGACGUGGCUGGCGCAAGGUGAGCGUCUCCAACGUCGGCAUGAUCUCCAUCCUAUCCUCCGGGGACAUGGAGAAGUUGGAGAAGAUCUUGGGCCGCCACGCCGUGGCGGCCGACAGCCCCCAAGCCUUCAGCGAGGCGACGCUGACCACCGGCGGCGGCAAGUGGUCCUGCGGUGCGUCCAUGCCGCCCAUUUCAGGUCACAGCCGUCAGAGCAUGGGAAAGGAGCGGCACCUGGUGGCGGCCAUCCAGUUCUCGGCGACGGUGCCGAGGGGAGCUUGGGAGGGCACCUUUUCAAGGGCCCUGGGCGCGUACAGCCAGCGCAUCGAGUUCCAGAACGACUGCAUCCAUGCGAGCAUCACCGUCAUGGCACACCUGGAGGGCCGCUUCCAGAUGAACUGCUCCACGGAGCCCUACCAAUUGGACAUCGAGGUGCUGACGGCCGCCUGCACCCUCUGCGGCCCUGCGGACGGGCGCAUGCACCGGCCCAGCAACUUCGACGGCCCGGCCUUUGCACCUCGCAGCGGCAGUGCAGCGCCGGCGUCGCGAGCCGGACCCGAGUUCAGCCGCAACUCCACCGAGGAGAAGCCAGCAGUGGCGGCGCCAGCCGCCCUGGCCCUCCUGACUAGCGUGAUCCUUGCCCUGCGCAAGUCCUCUGUGAGCACGGUGUACUGCCAGGAUGAGCCGACCUGCGCCAAACAAUUGAAGACCUACCCGCGCUACUACCACCUUGUCAUGGGCUUGAUCGCCACCUACAUGGGAGCGCAGCAAACGCAAGCCUUGAUCCCACACUUGAAGAGCCGGUGCCUGCCCAGUUUCCUGCUGGCACUGAUGUUCGGGACCGUUGCGCAUGUGAUGCCCAGCGCGGACGGCCUGACAGCCGCCGGCGUUGCCAGUAUACACCAUGGUAUGGAGUGGGGCAUCAACGUGCCCAUUCUUUUCAUCUUGUCGGGCUACUGCAGCCUUGGCCGGCCCAUCUCCUCAGGCUCCUGGAAGUGGCUGCUGAUCGCGGCUAAGAUCGCGUACUGCGCGGCCUUCGUGUUCAUCCAGCGACUAUACCACAAGACCCUGGACCGACGUGCUGUUGGCUGCCACGUGGCGGGCGCCAACCUGAAGGACCUGCUGGCCGGAGAGGAGGACCGGGCCGAUUUCUCGGCCUACGUCCGCAACGUGGUCUUGCACAGCAAGAUGAAGGCCAAGGGCCCGCAGAUGAAUGCGACGCUGCACCUGUCCGUGGUGCCGCGCUUCGGCCGUGAGCAUGGGAAAGGAGCGGCACCUGGUGGCGGCCAUCCGGUGCUCGGCGACGAUCAUGGUGCAUCCCCGGCCGGGACCCGGGUCUUCUCCGGCAUCGUGGCGAACCUGGCGGACCUCAACAAGCUCGGGGCGUCUGCUCUUCUGCACGGCUCGGUGGAGGCAAGCGACACGGGCUCCAUGUACUGGGGACCCUCCAUGGUCUCAGACGAGACCAUGUCGCACCUGGGGGCCUUCAUGGAAAAGGCGGCCCUGGGAACGGUGGCUCUCGAUGCUCAGACAGGGAGCUUGGGAGGCAACAAGCAAGGCCCUGGGCGCGUACAGCCACGCAUCGAGCUCCGUGGAACGACUGCAUCCAUGCGAGCAUCACCGGCCAUGGGGCAGACCCUGGUGCUGGCUGGUGGGCAGCAGCUGCCCGCCCCUGCGAUCCCGUACAUCUUCAAGUUCCAGGACGGCCGUCUGCACCUCUGCGGCCCUGCGGACGGGCGCAUGCACCGGCCCAGCAACUUCGACGGCCCGGGCCUUUGCGUCAUGGACCGCGCGGGCGGAUUGACCACCAUGCCGACCAUGCCCAAGUCCGAUCGCCGCGAUCGACUGGAGACCCGCAGCGUGCGCAGCGCCGGCGUCUUUGAGCCGGACCCCGAGUUCAGCCGCAACUCCACCGAGGACGGACCCAGUGGGGGACGGGCGACGUAUGGUGACGAAACGCCGGCUUGCGCCAGCUUGUGCCGAGUGAUGCCAUGUCAGGAGCCACCCCAGAAGCCUGCCCAGAUCGCCCAGAUUGCCGAGAAGCCUGCCCAGAAGCUGAGUGGAGUGGUGAAUUGGGUGGAGGAGAAGCUCGGAUCGCCACGUUGCUUUGUUUGGGACGGGGGCGGGGCUUGCUAUCGGCUUGCUGCUUUGAACUUGGCUGUUUUGAACUUGGCUUGUGGUGCGCAGGAGAAGCCAGCAGUGGCGGCGUCAGCCCUGGCCCUGACCAGCGUGAUCCUUGCCCUGCGCAAGUCCCUCUGGAGUGGCAAUGUUCCAUUUUUUCGCCUUCACCCCCGCCCGCAACGUUCGUAA
This is a messenger RNA of Effrenium voratum, 4887 nucleotides long. NCBI's taxonomy places the organism in Eukaryota, Dinophyceae, Suessiales, Symbiodiniaceae. The record is from the annotation of a GenBank genome assembly.